AUGACAGUGUUAGGUGAUGGAGAAGACACUAUAAUGCUUAAUGACUUAUGGCAUCCUAAAGGUAGACUGGUGGAUUGGGUGGAUGACAAUAUUAUUCAGACUUGGUUCCCUAAUGGUGAUAGUAAGGUGGCUGAAUUUAUUGAUCAGGGACAAUGGUGUUUGACUUCUUGUGAUGAUGAAGCAGUUUUGAAUGUCUCUAACCAAGUUACUUCAGUAGAGUUUAAUUUAAAUGAGAGGGAUAAGUUGAUUUGGACAACUAGUAAAAAUGGAGAAUUUAGUCUGAAAGAUACUUAUUUGACGCUAUCCUCUUCUAAUGAUAGUCCUUUCUGGUGUGAUCUAGUUUGGUUUAAAUAUCAUAUUCUCAGGCAUUCCUUCAUUUCUUGGUUAGCUUUACAAGGGAGACUGAAGACUAGAGCAAAGUUAAUGCAAUGGGGGUUGAUGUCCACUGCUCCUUGUCCUUUUUGUGAAGACACUGUGGAAACUGAGAGUCACUUAUUUCAUGGCUGUAAUUUUGCUUCUCAAAUUUGGAAAGGGCUCUUGCUAAAUGGGAUACUGCAGGGAAGUUUGCAGUCAUUGGAGUGA
This is a messenger RNA of Papaver somniferum (opium poppy), 582 nucleotides long. RefSeq lists its product as uncharacterized. Bases 1 to 582 code for a protein of 193 amino acids. The record is from RefSeq and is a predicted model, not a curated record. The transcript has a single exon. NCBI's taxonomy places the organism in Eukaryota, Viridiplantae, Streptophyta, Magnoliopsida, Ranunculales, Papaveraceae.